AGAGGAGAGAGGCAGACGGGAGGGACAUCUUUUCUCUUCACUCAGGAUAAGUCUGUAAGGAUGGAAAUGGAUAUCAACGGAGGGUCAAGAGCACACGUCUCCAUUGUUCCUGCAGCUGAAAUCAAAGCCACAUUAAAACCUGACAGAGAGAGACCUCGAUGUUCCAGCACCCCCUGUUCCCCCAUCAGAGGCACUGUCGCAGGGUACCAGAUCCUCCACAUGGAUUCCAAUUACCUGGUGGGCUUCACCACUGGGGAGGAACUGCUAAAGCUGGCCCACAGGUGGUCAGAAGGCCCUCCAGAGAAGGGUUCUGUCUCAGAAACGGUGUCCAACUCCAUCCAGAGCAGUGUCCCAAAGGCUGGAGAAUCUGUUCUCCACAAGUCUCCACGAAUCUGCAAAGGAAAAAGUCGUUACUACCAACCCUACGAAAUUCCUGCUGCCAAUGGGCGGAGGCGGAGGCGUAUGCCCAGCUCCAGUGACCCAAUCCUCAGGUCCCUGGCCCAGGGGGAAGCUGGGAGGGGUCUACAUGCUUCACUACCACUCUGUCUGCUUAAAGGGAAGAGGGCCCAGUCCAAGUCUCUGGACUACCUAAAUCUGGACAAAACAAGAAUAAGAGAGUCGUCGGACACGGAGGUGUUGCAGUACCAACUGCAGCACCUCACCCUGCGAGGGGAGCGCGUGUUCACCAGGAACCUGACAUGAGAUCACUGGAAGGUCCUUACAGGUGUCUUCUAUCCUUUUGGGGAUUUAGGUGCUAUUUCAAGCUUGGUUUCUUUCUACUCAGAGAAUAAAAUGUUCUUCAAGAGGCAAUCUGUUAAUCUGGUUAUUUUAUGGACUUUGGGUUUACCUUGUAUUGUACACAUGGCGUUGUGAAGGAAAUCUCUCCUCACAUUGUAAUAAGGUUGUUGAAGUAAAAAAUGUGAAUUACAGUAUAUAAAAUGAGCAAUAAUUUUUAAAGCUACUUAUUAGCAGUGCUGUUUGUUUGUACUGCUCAGAAACACACAGAGUUAGAGCUGAUGAAGCCAUGGGAUGAACUGUCCUGAGAGUCGAGGCCUGCAGGCAGGCCUCCACUCUCAGGACAGUUCCGGUGUAGGCUCCACUCUCAGGACACCUCCACUCUCAGUACAGGAAGUGACGAUUCUGACGAACAAGUUUUUUUCCUCGCCCCCCGAAGGACUCGUCUGAUUGAAGUUUUCAAAUCACAAUGGAGACUCAUCACGGAGGUGAUGAGUCCGCUCACCAUGCAGUUUGGGUCGGCCUUGGUCAAGCCCUUUUGACCCCCCCAGCCUGGUUCUCGUAAAAGUUGACUUAGUCAUUUUUCGCUCAAAUGACACCAUGGAGGAAUGUAACGGGAGUUGACAGGGGACUCUGCCCGCCUCACGAGUGCCUAUUUUCGGACACUUUUUUUAACUUUUCCCCCUAUUUUCCCCGGUUCUAUUCAUUUUAAUAGGGUGGGUGUCCCCCCACGGCCUGUGUCCAGCUGUUUCCCCCCCCCACUCAUCCAUAUAUUAACGGAUUUUGACCAUUUUCGUUGCAUUUUUCUCUUCUCCUCUCGUGAAAAACGUGUUCGUCAGAAUCGUCACUUCCAGUACUGAGAGUGGAGGUGUCCUGAGAGUGGAGCCUACACCGGAACUGUCCUGAGAGUGGAGGCCUGCAGGCAGACCCCUCGCGAUGAAGCACAUAUGCAGGGGUGCCCACACUUUUUCAGCUUGGGAGCUACUUUUAAAAUGACCAAGCCCAAAUGAU
Molecule: messenger RNA, 1746 nt
Organism: Trematomus bernacchii (emerald rockcod)
Lineage: Eukaryota; Metazoa; Chordata; Actinopteri; Perciformes; Nototheniidae
Gene: macir
Product: macrophage immunometabolism regulator
Exons: 2
Coding region: 61-702 (213 amino acids)
Biological process (GO): negative regulation of cytokine production involved in inflammatory response; negative regulation of fibroblast migration
Source: RefSeq, a predicted model, not a curated record